Nannospalax galili (Upper Galilee mountains blind mole rat) is the source of this 1112-nucleotide messenger RNA. RefSeq lists its product as uncharacterized. Bases 1 to 768 code for a protein of 255 amino acids. The transcript is spliced from 4 exons. NCBI's taxonomy places the organism in Eukaryota, Metazoa, Chordata, Mammalia, Rodentia, Spalacidae. The record is from RefSeq and is a predicted model, not a curated record.
AUGGACAACAGGGGAUGGGCAGAGUUCUCAGGAGAGGUGAUAUUUGAGCUGAAAUACCAAACACUAACAGACACCAUGGCCCUUGUAAAAACCUCAGUUCUCAUCUUUGCACAUCACCCACCAUCUGUGAAGUGGCCGAGAUCCCCUAACUUCAGGGACCAGGAUGAGCAGAAGGAAAAGCCUUUGGGGGCCCGGCCAGGUGAGCCACAGAGGUCCCCCGCCCCAUUCCAGGGCAAAGAAGCCGGAGAAAGUGGCCACAGCUGGGCCUGGAGAGGAUGGGACUGGCCGGGGGAGGGCGGGGAACACGCGGAGAGGGGAGGGGCCAGAGGGCGUGGAGCGAGCCGCAGAGGGAAGGGAGGAGGGGAGGCUGUGCUCCGGAACGAACCCAGGCUGCGAGGCGGAGGCAGCCAGGCCGCCGACGGUGCCGCCCACGCCGCCCACCCUCCCGGCUCCUGCGAGGACCGACUCCCGGACAGCGCUGCGUGCAGUAGGCGCCCGGCCAUGUUCAGCCGGAGCUCUCGGAAAAGACUAUCCAGCCGCUCGUUGACCGGACUGGGGCGGAUAGAGAGAGGACAGCCAUGUAACGCCUGUGGUGACCAGUGCCCUGGGUUCGCCUUGCAUAAAUGGAGGUCUCAGGGUCGUGCUGUAAAGAUUAUUGGAAUCCCACCUCUGCUGGAGUCCAGUUGGAGAGCCUGCGACAUCAGCUCAGAGCUAUGCAAGAAUAAUAAAGCUGAACAUUUCUCUGGAAAGAUGACCCAUUAUGUCUAAUACAUUUCAGUAUGUGAACUGAAGUCAGGCUUGAUUAUAAGCCACAUAAAAGCUUCAUUUUGAAUGUGUUCUUAGUUUUUAGAGGGCAGGUUUUUUGAUCUGGGUUCUGUCUCUGGCAGCUGGAUUCUUCCUGCUACUGUUUACCCAUUCUGUCCCACCACAAAGUAAAGAUACUUAGAAUCUUGUGUUCACUGUCGUUGGUGGUAGGAUAGGAUUUCAUGACCAUGACCACCCCAGACUCAAUGGAACAUUAAUCAUAAUAUUGGAGCUAAUAGAAAAUUAAGCUUCCUGAGAAACCUCUUUAAAUUGAAAUUUCUUUUAUGAUUGGCUAGUUCUCACUAAAU